CCAGCACCGCCCAACCAAAACCUCUGGUCCUCGCCGCCGGCACUCGCAACUGCAACCGACCCCAAAACUUCCUCAAUGUUGCUCCGUAGAUCACCGGAAACACUGAGAGUUGGCAUCCUCCGUCUCCGUUACUUUUCCAAUUCGGCGGCGGCGACGAUUCCUCAGCAUGAACCGGCGCCGAUCGAGCCAUUGCCCCGUCUCGAGUACUUAGAGGGGUUCCCCAGGCCGGACCCAAAACACUCGGAGACGAUCACGGCGAUCCCGCGGGACAAGUCCGGUAAGAACAUCUCCAGCAAGGAGAGGAAGGCCGGGAGGGUUCCCAGCAUCGUGUUCGAGCAAGAGGAUGGGCAACAUGGAGGAAACAAGCGGCUCAUUUCCGUCCAGACGAAGCAGAUACGGAAGCUCGUGGAUCACUUAGGCAGGUCUUUCUUCCUCUCCAGGCUCUUUGAGCUCGAGGUGCUCUCCGAAUUUGGUGAUUCCGGGGAUAUCAUAGAAAAAGUUCGGGUCUUGCCACGAAAGUUGCAUCUUCAUUCGGCCACUGACGAACCCCUUAAUGUGACAUUCGUGAGAGCCCCCUCUUCAGCAUUAUUAAAAAUUGAUGUUCCUCUCAUUUUCAGAGGGGAAGAUGCAUCUCCUGGACUUAGAAAAGGCGCUUACUUGAAUACUAUAAACAGGACAGUGAAGUAUCUUUGCCCUGCAGACAUCAUUCCACCCUACAUAGAUGUCGACUUGAGCGAAUUGGAUGUGGGCCAGAAGCUGAUAAUGCGAGACCUCAAAGUUCAUCCUGCCCUCCGACUACUUCAAUCCCCCGAUCAACCCAUUUGUAACAUCAUCGGAUCGAGAGGAGCUAGGGAGUCGAAGAAAUCAAAAUGAGUGAACUGUUUGGAUAAAAUGGCUAACCAUUUGCAAUCCAGAUUUUUUUUUUUAAGAUGUUAGAAUUGAGAAACAUGUUAAACAUGGAUUUGAUGUUGUUUCUCUAAACAUGCUCAGGUAUACAAUGUUGUCAAUUUGUCCUGCAACACAAUUGCAAACACGGCAGAGCUUUUGAACUUAAUAUAAGAUUUCAUACGCUGAAUGUGUGAACUA
This is a messenger RNA of Zingiber officinale, 1086 nucleotides long. Its product is annotated as 50S ribosomal protein L25-like. The coding region runs from base 76 to 873 and encodes 265 amino acids. The record is from RefSeq and is a predicted model, not a curated record. Gene Ontology annotation, biological process: translation. Gene Ontology annotation, molecular function: structural constituent of ribosome; 5S rRNA binding. The transcript has 3 exons. NCBI's taxonomy places the organism in Eukaryota, Viridiplantae, Streptophyta, Magnoliopsida, Zingiberales, Zingiberaceae. Gene Ontology annotation, cellular component: ribosome; cytosolic large ribosomal subunit.